CUCGUGUCCACAUUGUCCAGUAUAAAAGCUGAUCUAAUUUCCAGUUACAUUAGCACUAAGAUUACAAAAUCAGCUCUUUCACCAUGUUGCCGUUCGUUCUCCUCUUCGCCGCCGCUUUGGCCAGUGGUCCCCCAAUCGUCCUUGACGACCCAACACUCUGUCUUCCAAGUGGUUACAUCUCUGGUGUAGAUUUUGGAUUGGACUGUUGUACUUUCGUUGUAUGCGACAACGCUAGGCUCAACAAGACUGGCUUCCAGGGAAAAUGCAUGGGAGGAACCGUAUGGAAUCAAGCUCUCUUGGUCUGCGAUGAUGCUAAAUAUGUUCCCGACUGCGACCCAACAACAUGCGACGUCCCAAAGAGAACCAAUGCCGAGUGCGCCGAUCCUCAACCUUCUGGUACCACAUGUUGUGUAGGACAGAACAGAGAGAAUGGCAAGAACGGAUACGAGCCAGUCUUCACCGCUGGAUCAUCACCUGAAAAUUUCAUCCGUGGAAAUGACCGUGAAGAACAAUCUUGCCCAUUCGGCCAGGUCUUCGUCCUGGAAUCAUGCUGUUGUGAAUACGAAUACGCCUUUGUCGAGCCAUGCACUGACACCAGCGGAUAUUACUUCGCCAACCCCGAGGACGGAUGUUGCUCAUACCUUCAAUGUUGGGUCAACAGAACCGGAUUCGACGUCGUACCAUGCAUGGCACCAAGUGUGUGGAAUGACGAUAACAAAACUUGUGACAUCGUCAACAAUGUCAUGGACUGCAUGGGAGUUGAUUGUGGACCUGAGAUGACUGACACCCCAUGCCCAGACACCUUCGAUGGAGACUGUUGCCGAAAUGGAUUGUUCUACACACUUGGCCCAGAUAGUACCCAGUACACCAUCGCUGGAGCAGAGGGAAAUGACAAUGAUCGUCUCCUUUGUUGCCCAGUAAACAUGGCCGGAGAGCAGAUGGUCUUCAACGCUGACCCCGAUGUCUGUUGCUGCGAGGUUGAGGAGAUCUUCUAAACUCUCCUUAAUAUAGAGAACUAGUUUUUGCAAUGUAUUGAUCUAAGAUAAAAUAUACAUUUAUAAAAUAGUCUUACUAAUU
Molecule: messenger RNA, 1077 nt
Organism: Owenia fusiformis
Lineage: Eukaryota; Metazoa; Annelida; Polychaeta; Sabellida; Oweniidae
Source: the annotation of a GenBank genome assembly